Molecule: messenger RNA, 993 nt
Organism: Caenorhabditis remanei
Lineage: Eukaryota; Metazoa; Nematoda; Chromadorea; Rhabditida; Rhabditidae
Exons: 5
Coding region: 1-993 (330 amino acids)
Source: RefSeq, a predicted model, not a curated record
AUGGAGAAACUUGAAAUCGUGGGUGGUAUUGAGAUCCCCCUCAAAAUGCCCGUCUCCCAGCAAUACCCUGUUGUCUUUUGCAUCGCGCCAAGUUCCCAAGAUUCCACCCUCAACUGGCCAGAUCUAAUAUUCCAAAUCCAUGUAUCUCGUUACUAUGGAGCACAUUUGCAUUUCUAUCUCACCAACGUUUCCAGUCCAAUUUACGAUUUUCUGAAAAUAUAUCAAAGUCAAAAAUACAUCACUUUGCAACCGUGGCUGAAAACCUCUAACUCUACGGAUGGUGCAGUCUACACGGACUGUCUGCUACAGUACAAAGAUGCGACGGAUUAUAUAGGGUUUAUGGGUCCCAAUGAGAUUUUGAUACCAUCUGGAGCGUCUUCAUAUUAUGAGGAAUUUAUGAGAGAGUUUGGAGGGAACGAUGAGAUUAGUAGCCUGAAGUAUGAGCAGUAUUUGUUGGAGGCGGAGAGGGUUAAUGUGAAUGGAAGGGGACCCGGCCAUAGGGUAACCAAGCGAGUGCACAAUGGAAUUUUUCGAUUGGAAAAUCAAAAAAUUGAUAAAAUGCUGAUCCAAAAUUUCGGUAUCCCCAAAGCAAUCCGUCGAGAUAUUCCAUUGCUAAGAAUAGAUCAAAUCGCCGAGGUUGAGAAGGAUUGGGAGAGAAUCCGAAACUCGUCAUCUGAAGUCUUCACACGUCUUCAAGCUUUUGCAAGUUGCUCACCAAAAAAUCCGGACAAAUACCCGGAAUGUUUGGGUUCCCAAGAUUCUCUUCUUUGCGGAAACCAUGAACAUGCCAUUGAUCUCAUAGAGAACACAUCCACGAUCCGCCUCCUCCACGUAGAAUCCAGCCUUGGCCAACGCGUCCAACAUGACUUCUUUGGUGAUGUAGAGGCACGUGAAUUUGCGGCCUCCAAAACUACACCAGGUCUCCUCGAAGACUCCUCCGUAGAUCAUGUAGCCGCCUGGCUUGACGGCGGCGCCGGUGUUCUUGAUGGCUGA